This is a messenger RNA of Syzygium oleosum, 1065 nucleotides long. RefSeq names its product protein SOB FIVE-LIKE 5-like. The transcript has 3 exons. Gene Ontology annotation, biological process: cytokinin biosynthetic process. Bases 209 to 805 code for a protein of 198 amino acids. The record is from RefSeq and is a predicted model, not a curated record. Lineage: Eukaryota; Viridiplantae; Streptophyta; Magnoliopsida; Myrtales; Myrtaceae.
UACAGACACCAACACAACCCCACAAUCCUCGAGAGAGAGAGAGAGAGAGAGAGAGAGAGGAGUUAAAAUUGUGUCACUCACUCACCCUCCUUUUCACCUCUCUCUGCUUGCUUCUUGAUAUAAAGAGAUCGAGGGAGACACCCAUUUCUUCACAAAUAUUCACCGUAGAGGAGAGCGAGAGAGGGAGAGAGAGAGAGAGCCAGAGAAAAUGAAUGUCCUAGUCGCAUCAGAAUGCAGUAGUGGGUGUGAGUCCGGUUGGACUCUCUACUUCGAGCACUCUGUCAACCCCUCUCGCAGAGACGCUGCCUCUCGGUUCCUUGAUGAGAGAGAUAACGAUGAGCUAUGUGACGAGGGCAGAGGCAAGGGCACUGAAGACGAUGAGGAGGAGGGCUUGUCCAUGGUGUCUGAUGCAUCCUCUGGACCCCCAGUCCACUUUCUUGAAGAUAUGCAUGACCAACAAGGCCACUUCAACAAUGGAAGUGACCAUGACCAAUGUGUCCGUACCACCGUAAAAGCUCCCAAGCAGAGUGGGAAGAGACAGAGAACGAGGGAACAACAUCCAUGGCACAACAAGAUGAAUCAGGACUUGCCUUCUUUGCUCGAUGACACUGCAAGCUCUCCCAUCAUCAACUUCUUCCCCACGAAAGACUUGAUUCUUAGCCAAAGCCCAGGUUCAAUGGAGAGUGUCUUGGAAUUUUCUGAGGGAAGAUCUGCAUUUCACGACCGGUUUGGCUUCAUGCAGUCUUCUCACUCUGGGAAACAGAAUAACCAGUGGUUCGGAAGGAAUGACAUGAAGUUGAGAUAGAGUGACAAGCUUGAAUCUGUUGCAGAUUGUUGCUGCUACAGUGUUGGACUCUUGGCAUGCUCUAGGUCUAGGAGACAUGUCUGAAAUAGGAGGGUUGUCAAUGUGUUGAAAAGGAGGGAAGAGAGAAAGAAAGUAAAAGAAAAGAGGAUGUUUGGAUCUCAAAGAGAUCUUUUUACUCUUUAUUAUCUCCCUUUCCUUUUAUCUGUUUAGCAGGCACAAACCCAAGAGGAAAUUUGGAAAUAAGAUUCAAUUUUCUUGCA